Besnoitia besnoiti is the source of this 1938-nucleotide messenger RNA. Its product is annotated as oocyst wall protein OWP3. The record is from RefSeq and is a predicted model, not a curated record. The coding region runs from base 1 to 1938 and encodes 645 amino acids. The transcript is spliced from 6 exons. Lineage: Eukaryota; Apicomplexa; Conoidasida; Eucoccidiorida; Sarcocystidae.
AUGUAUAUUCAAUGGAGGCUCACUUUUCUCCCCCUGGCCUCUGGGUUGUUGGAGGUGGUCAUGCAGGCAUCGGCGGCAGCAGCUCAGGAAGUGAAAGCAACAGCGUUCUGCACAGAAGGCUUUGUUCUCGACAGUUCUGGCGCGCUUUGCGUGAAAAAUCUUAAGCAGCCCUUCUCUUUGUCCUGUCCGGGCAACUGCGAAUUCGAUGUUAACGGGACAUGCUCUUGUUUGGAAGAAACCAGGAGCGAAUCAUCGUGUCCACCCGGAUUCUCACUGGACAGCUCUUUGAGGUUAUGCGCAACGACAGUUGAAACUGCUGCGGUCCCAGUUUGCCCAGCUGACCGAAAGCUCACUAACAAUAAAUGUAGUGGCGUGUCGGUCAUGUCCCCGCAGUUCCGGUGCCCUCAUCCCUCAGUUCUCAAGGGGGAUCUCUGCAUACAGGAAGAUGUGGUGGCUCCCCAGCAGCAUUGCCCCCCCGGUUUCAGUUUAGCUGCCCAAGGAAUUGAGUAUCGGCGUUCACUCGCUCGAAGCCAGACUGCCGAGGCAGUAGCUCGCCUCCGCACGCUAGGUAUCUUUGGGCGAGGAAGGAAGAACGAAGACGAUGAUGACCCAGCUGUCUCGUUCUUCGAAAAGCCCGAUGCUGAAAAGAGGAAGCCGUUCGCCAGCGCCUUGAGGGCAGCUCAGCACCAUGCAGGGCCGGCACCAAGUCAAGGGGCUCAAGAAAUCCUUUCUCCAUCACAGACAACUUCCGCGCUGCCCCAGCAGCCGGGCACGCUCGACGUGUCCGAGCCUGCGCCACUUUGCAUUAGCAGCGAUGAGACCCCUGCACGCCCGUCGUGCCCCCCAAGUCACCGCCUAGAGAACUCUGUCUGUGUCAGCGAGAUUGUAGAAGCAGUGGACAUGCAGUGUGACGACGGGUUCCACUACGACGCGAGGACUCUUGCAUGCGUCCAAGAAAAAUUGGUUCCGUCGAACAGCGAAUGCCCUGAUGGGUACCGCCUUGAGGGCAACCAGUGCGUAGCCAGCGAAGUUCAGGAACCGCAGCGCGUCUGUCGAGAGGGCUUCACUUACCAGGCAAACGAAGACGCGUGCGUGAAGAUUCUGAAGGAGCCGCCACGUUUGAAGUGCCCGGGAGCUGAUUACUUCUUUGACGGUCGUAACUGCGAGAAGAGACGUACCGUCGAGCCGACGAACAACUGCCCUGCGGGGCGGCUGAUGAAUGACGCCUGCCUAGUCAUCGAGAACAAAUCUGCAACGCAUACAUGCCCGCCUAACGCGACGCUGGACAAGAAUCUUAUGAAGUGCAUGAGCUCGUCGGUGGCUCCGGUGAAAUAUUCUUGCACCCAAGGGGAACUAACUGAGGAGAGGACAUGUCUGAACCGAAAGACGCACACAGCUCAAGCUGUUUGCCCAGACGGUUUCGAUCAGCGCGGCCACGUCUGUGUCAAGGAAAAGGCUUUUCAGCCUGUCGCAACGUGCCCAGCUGGUGCAGCGCUAGUUGGGGCAGACUGUCUUCUGCAGGAAGACUCAGACCCAAAGUUGACAUGCGGGCCUGGCUUUGAACUCCAGGGUGGAAAAUGCGUUAUGGGAAAGAAAGUGGCUCCUCUACAGACCUGCUCGGCGGGCUACACGCCAUACAAAGAUAAAUGCAUCAAACAGACGCGUCGGUCAGGACAAAUCACGUGCCCGGACUCUUUCACGUAUGAUGGCACACAGUGCGUUGUGAACGACCAGCAGAAGCCGAUCUAUGUGUGCCCCGAGGGCUACUUGCCAGAAGGCGAGGACGGCACCUGUGCCCCUCAGAUGGAGCGCCCCAUGGCGUUGCCGCCCGUCUCUGCCGCAGAUACACACGGUGCCCUCUUCGAGGAGAAGAAAAAGACAGGGCUCCAGAUCAUGUCGCUUGGGCGGCGCAAGCCGCAAUUCAUGAUGUCUGCGUAG